AUGAAGCGUCUUACUCAAGCCCUUGUUGGCCUAAUACUCGCAUGUGGUGUUUGCGCCGAAGCUCGAGUUGAGAAACAAUCCGGCGGAGAUGUCACCCAAUCGCCCUUUAUCAAAGAGGUAGUCGUCUGGGUCAAUGAAAAGGGAGAGCCCAUCAGCACAGAAACACACUACGUCAAGGCCUUAACCUCCGCACUACAAGAGAAUCAACCUCCAAUAUCAAUCCCGGACACGGAUAGCUCCGGUAUAGCACCGCCACCUGAAGUAUUCAAGAACAACGACGACGUGAAGGAUCGUCCAAACCAACACACAGACAAGCACAAGGGUCCAAAGCCCCCUAACCUCCACCCCAAACCGCCCGUUUCUCAUCAUCGCCCUCCCCAGCACCCGCACGCCCAUUUCGGCAUAUCCUACUCCCCGUACAGAGCAGACCGCACAUGCAAGGGCGAAGAAGAAGUAAACCAAGACCUAGACAAAAUCUCCGAAUACUCCUUCGUCCGCAUCUACGGCACAGACUGCGACCAAACAAGAAUAGUAAUUAACGCCGCGCGGCGGCACAACAUGCGCGUUUUCGCCGGCGUCUAUGACCUAACCGAUUUCCCAGGGAGCCUCAGCGCCUUCGGCGACGCCGUAACAGGCCCAGACGGCAAAAAAGACUGGUCCAUCUUCCACACGAUCGCCAUCGGCAAUGAGCUCGUAAACGCCGGCACCAACUCCGCCAGCGACGUCGUGGUCGCCGUCCAGAAAGCACGCUCCGUACUUCGCGCACAGGGCUACAUGGGCCCCGUCGUCACAGUCGAUACCUUCUCCGUUCUGCUCGACCACCCGGAGCUGUGCCGAGUCUCUGACUACUGCGCUGCAAAUUGCCAUGCGUUCUUCGAUGCUACUCAGCGACCUGCUGGUGCUGGUGCGUAUGCACUAGAGCAGGCGCGUAGUAUCUCUGCUCGAGCUGGUGGGAAGCGUACUAUGAUUACGGAGUCUGGGUGGCCGCAUGCUGGGGAUGCGAAUGGGGGUGCUGUCCCUUCGGCGGAGAAUCAGCAGGUGGCUAUUGCGAGUCUGAGGAGGAGUUUUGAUCACCGGAGGGAGGACUUGGUGCUUUUUACCGCUUUUGAUGAUUUGUGGAAGGAUGAUAAUAGUUUCACCUUCAAUGCGGAAAGGUUUUGGGGGAUCCAUAGGGAUUUGUAG
This is a messenger RNA of Penicillium griseofulvum, 1182 nucleotides long. RefSeq names its product putative cell wall glucanase (Scw4) (gene scw4). Bases 1 to 1182 code for a protein of 393 amino acids. Gene Ontology annotation, biological process: cell wall organization. Gene Ontology annotation, cellular component: cell surface; fungal-type cell wall; extracellular region. NCBI's taxonomy places the organism in Eukaryota, Fungi, Ascomycota, Eurotiomycetes, Eurotiales, Aspergillaceae. Gene Ontology annotation, molecular function: 1,3-beta-glucanosyltransferase activity; glucan endo-1,3-beta-D-glucosidase activity. The transcript is spliced from 3 exons. The record is from RefSeq and is a predicted model, not a curated record.